AUGGCGGACCCUCGUGAGUCCUCAUCGUACUCGGUCAUUCCCAGAAUUCGAUACAACACUGUUGGCGGCGUCAACGGUCCCCUCGUCAUCCUCGAUAAUGUUAAAUUCCCGCGAUACAACGAGAUCGUGACACUCACUCUUCCCGAUGGCACUGAGCGCUCUGGUCAAGUCUUGGAAGCUCGAGGUGAUCGAGCUGUCGUCCAGGUCUUUGAGGGUACUUCUGGCAUCGAUGUGAAGAAGACCAAGGUUCAGUUUACAGGCCAGAGUUUGAAAAUCGGUGUCUCUGAAGACAUGCUUGGUCGUAUCUUUGAUGGUUCCGGUCGAGCUAUUGAUAAGGGUCCCAAGGUGUUGGCUGAAGAUUAUCUUGACAUCAACGGUUCUCCUAUUAACCCUUAUUCUCGUGAAUAUCCUGAGGAGAUGAUCUCCACAGGUAUCUCUGCCAUUGACACCAUGAACUCGAUUGCCCGAGGACAAAAGAUUCCCAUUUUCUCCGCCUCCGGUCUUCCUCACAACGAAAUCGCUGCUCAGAUUUGCCGACAGGCUGGCCUUGUCCAGAAGCAAGGCAUCACUAACAAGGGCGUUCAUGACGGCCACGAGGAGAAUUUCUCGAUCGUUUUCGGUGCUAUGGGUGUCAACUUGGAAACUGCCCGUUUCUUCACCCGCGACUUUGAGGAGAACGGCAGUCUGGAGCGUGUUACACUCUUCCUGAACCUCGCCAACGAUCCUACCAUCGAACGUAUCAUUACUCCUCGUCUUGCUCUUACCACUGCCGAAUACUACGCCUAUCAACUCGAGAAGCACGUUUUGGUCAUCCUUACCGAUCUUUCUGCCUACUGUGAUGCUCUCCGAGAAGUUUCAGCCGCUCGAGAAGAAGUUCCCGGUCGCCGCGGAUACCCUGGUUACAUGUACACUGAUUUGUCCACCAUCUACGAACGAGCCGGUCGUGUUGAGGGCCGCAAUGGUUCUAUUACUCAGAUUCCCAUUCUGACCAUGCCUAACGACGACAUCACCCACCCCAUUCCUGAUCUGACAGGUUACAUUACCGAGGGUCAGGUGUUCAUUGACCGAGCUCUGGACAACCGUGGAAUCUACCCACCCAUCAAUGUUCUGCCUUCGCUGUCCCGUCUGAUGAAGUCUGCCAUCGGUGAGGGUAUGACUCGAAAGGAUCACGGUGAUGUUUCCAACCAACUGUACGCCAAGUACGCCAUUGGCCGUGAUGCCGCAGCUAUGAAGGCUGUCGUUGGUGAGGAGGCUUUGUCUGCUGAGGACAAGUUGUCCCUUGAGUUCUUGGAGAAGUUCGAGCGUCAGUUCAUCAGCCAGGGACAGUAUGAGUCUCGAUCUAUUUAUGAGUCUCUGGACCUUGCAUGGAGCCUCCUGCGUAUCUACCCUAAGGAGUUGCUCAACCGUAUUCCCGCCAAGGUUCUCAACGAGUUCUACCAGCGAGCUGCGAAGGAGUCCAAGGCCAAGGGUAAGGCUCGAGCAGAUACUGAGGCCCGAAGCCAGCAGCAGACGGAAGAGAACCUUAUUGACGCAUGA
This is a messenger RNA of Fusarium tjaetaba, 1536 nucleotides long. Its product is annotated as v-type proton ATPase subunit B. The coding region runs from base 1 to 1536 and encodes 511 amino acids. The transcript has 7 exons. NCBI's taxonomy places the organism in Eukaryota, Fungi, Ascomycota, Sordariomycetes, Hypocreales, Nectriaceae. Gene Ontology annotation, cellular component: proton-transporting V-type ATPase, V1 domain. The record is from RefSeq and is a predicted model, not a curated record. Gene Ontology annotation, biological process: proton transmembrane transport; ATP metabolic process. Gene Ontology annotation, molecular function: ATP binding; proton-transporting ATPase activity, rotational mechanism.